Messenger RNA from Heterobasidion irregulare TC 32-1, 6048 nucleotides. RefSeq lists its product as uncharacterized. The record is from RefSeq and is a predicted model, not a curated record. Bases 1 to 6048 code for a protein of 2015 amino acids. The transcript is spliced from 11 exons. Lineage: Eukaryota; Fungi; Basidiomycota; Agaricomycetes; Russulales; Bondarzewiaceae. Gene Ontology annotation, molecular function: ATP binding; ATP-dependent chromatin remodeler activity; methyltransferase activity.
AUGGCCGUAGGAAAUAAAUCUGCUGGCCCAUCAAGACAACAGCCAAUCACCGCUUUUUUCGGUGGUGGCAAAUCCGAAUCUAAGCCCGAGCCUAAGCCGGGGCCUUCCUCCGACCAUGAUGACAGUGAGGCAUCCGAGGAGCCUGUCGAUGGCGAUGCAGUGGUAGAUGACAACGAAAAUGGCUUGGAAGAUGACAAGGGCAAGAGGAGGAGAAACGACUACACACCGCCCGACGAAUCCAACCUGGCCCCCAUCUCUGACAUUCCAGCUAUCUUUGCCGAUAUCGUACGUCGUAUGCCCGAGAUCGUGGACGUCGCACGACGCAUCCAGGGCCGCAAGCUGCGCAUAGCGACUAUGUGCUCUGGCACUGAGUCACCUCUCCUCGCUCUUGGCUUGAUCAGGCGAGCUAUCCAGGCCCAACACGGCAUCGACUUGGAGAUCGAGCAUGUUUUUUCCUGCGAGAUUGUACCAUUCAAACAAGCGUACAUCGAACGAAACUUCCAGCCGCCUCUCCUCUUCCGCGACGUUUGUGAGCUCGGUGACGAAUACGCAUAUACUGCAUACGGAUCUGAGGCCCUUGUACCUGGAAAUGUCGAUAUACUCAUCGCCGGCACCUCUUGUGUCGAUUACUCGCAAUUGAAUAACCAGAAGAAAGGUUUGGAUGGAGGUGGAGAAUCAGGGCGGACAUUUUUCGGGAUGUUAAACUGGGUCAAGAAACACCAGCCUCCCAUCGUCAUUUUGGAGAAUGUGUGCUCUGCUCCCUGGGACGGGGUCAAAGGCGAGUUCCGCAAGGUUGGAUAUAGUGCCGAGUCUAUGUUCUUGGACACCAAGUACUAUUACAUCCCUCAUACCCGAACGCGAGGAUAUAUGAUGGCUGUUAACACGAAGAAGUCGAACAUUGCGGAGAAUUGGGUGAAGAAGAUGAUUCAACUUCGGCGGGAGGCAUCGUCGUCGUUAGAUGGUUGGCUCUUGCCCGCGGACGACCCUCGCAUCUUCCAGUCGAGAGAGAAGCUUGUCCAGGAGAGUUACAAUGCUGUCGAUAGGAAGACCGGUCGGACUGACUGGACGCGAUGUGAAUCCCGACAUCAACGUGCUCGGCUCGACGAGAAACUCGGAACCAAACGUCCAUUGACAAACUGGGACGAAGGCGGUUCCUGUAAGAUGCUGGAUUUCGGUUGGGCAGAUUGGGUUCAAGGUCAAGUCGAGCGUGUGUGGGAUUUGAUGGACAUAUCUCUCCUCCGCUCUGCGAUUGUUGAUAUUGACCCUGCUUUCAAAACUCAGGUUUGGAACCUCUCUCAAAAUGUGGAUCGGUCAACUGGCUCUGGGAAAGUCGGAAUUUCGCCUUGUCUGACGCCCUCCAUGAUUCCCUACAUCACCAACCGAGGGGGUCCCAUGGUUGGACUUGAGGCGUUGCACAUGCAAGGUCUUCCUAUCGACGAGCUCUUGCUCACGCGCGAGACGGAAGAUCAACUCGCAGACUUGGCCGGCAAUGCCAUGUCCACCACUGUCGUUGGUACUGCAAUUCUUGCAGCCUUGAUCCUCGGCCACAAGCUUCUCAAAGAAGGUGACGCGAAGACCACAUACGAGGGGACUAGCAUAAUCGAGGAGAUGGAGGAAGACUCAGGUGUCAUGGAUGUCGAUGCUCCAGCGGUCGGCGAUCAUAUCACUGGCGAAGAUCAGCUGUCCGAGCAGCCUUUAGACCUCUCGACGACGGUUGAUCAGGCGCUUCCUCUGAUCAUAGCGGAUUCUAUGCGCAGCGUACGUCUGUGCGAAUGCGAAGGGCGAAAGGAUAUCACCGAGCGACAGCUAAAUCGGUGCAAGGAUUGCGGAUGGACGUCCUGCGCCAAGUGCGGAGGCCGGCCUGAACACAAUUACGAGGCAAUCGACGUGACAGCGGAACCGAGAGUUGCUCCCUCCAUUUUCAACCGGUCAUUUAAAUCCUUCCUUCCGAUGUGUGUUAUUUUCUCCAACGCUACUGCAGAGCUCCUAGACUCUCUCAAAGAGCACGCUGGGGUGUCAAUACCUUCGAAACGGUGGUCUGCUUGGCGCUCCGCCGUCUCGGAGGCCGCUCAACUUGAAUUGCGUUUCGUCGAAACAAAGCGUCAGGAAAUUUGGUCGGCCACUUAUGAAUCGGAUAAAGCUCGCCUUGAGCUAUAUCUCCACUCAGGGCGUCCUGAAUGGUAUUUCUUCGCCAAACCGGAGUCGAGCGAGCCUGCAAAUGCCGAGAUUCGGAAGAUCCUCCUGUUGCCUGCCGCUCGUCUUGUUUGCAAGGACGCGUUGCUCAAAGGCCAAUGGGAAUUUGCGUUGCCGCACACGACGAAGGUGGACAUCAUGAUCAAGGGUGUCGGUGAUUUGGUGUCUUCUUGGCAAGCGAAGUUGGGCCUCCAACUUGAACAAUACAAGGACAGUACCGUGUACUCGCAGCUGCAGGUUACCGUCGCCCAAGAUGAUGUCUCCCACUUCGAUCGUGAUAUUACAGGUCUAUAUACUCUCCUGGAUCAAUGCGGAACGGCCAACAGCGCGCUGCACAAGAGGAAUGUCUCCGAUGAGGACGCCUCGCAGCCCCCUCUCUUCAUGCUGAUAGAUCCCUCACGGUGCGGCAACCCAGCUGAUGAUGGGUUCGUCUUUGCGAGUAGUAUCCGCCGAUACGAAUACGGCGAAGCUCGUCCAGUUGUUGCGCGUCUUGACUCUGGGUGGAGACAAUCAAGUGUGAGCGACAAGCUAGUUCAAUGCUCCAUCCCGCAGAAGUAUGCUGCUGCUGUCGGCGUCCAGCUGAAGCCGUCAGCACUUGGUCAAGAUGCUCGCUAUGCGGUUCCUCAGGAAGAGUUCAAUAUCUCGCUGGAGGAAAACUCUUGCCUAACCGCAAAUGCUUUGCUUGUCGCCCGAGUUCCCCUCCAAUCACAGGCAGGGAUUGAGUGGCCUCGUGGAGCCUGGAAGGAAAUUGAGCACAUUCACGAGCGUGCUACCUUCCGAUCUAUGUCUUGGUUGGUCGAGCGGAUCAAAACCAUCGACGGUAUCUUUAACUCCUGGCAGGCUGUAUCGCUUCAUGAAGGUCAUGCGAACUGUGACCGAUGCGCCCCACCUGCUCCAUCGCUUCGUUGGAUCAAACAGGGCAAGGGCGUUGUUGCUAUUGAAGACAGCAUCGAGGCCGGCAAGUACGAACGUCGAUUAAAGGGUCGUCCGGCACCAUUCGUUACGCAACUCAAACUUGACGACGAUGAAGUGGCACAUGUGCGCAUUGGUGUCAAUUUUGCAUCUCUUAUCCAUCGUGCCCUGUCGCGCCUUCCUCAUCACGGCACCAAAACCGAGCGUACUGUCACAUGGCGCUUGGACACCGACUUCAAACCUCUGGUCAAGCUGAUCCUCCCCAAAUUCAAGCUCUCUUCUAACCGUCGCGACCCCGAGCACUCACAGCCUCCUCGCUUCGUCACCCGCCUUCGUCCCGAACAACUCCGCUCUCUCGAUUGGAUGAUUCGUCAGGAGGCUACGGACGCACCUGUCUUUAUGGAGGAGGAGAUCUCGGAAGCGAUUCUUGAACCUCUCGGUUGGCGAGCUGAAGGCCGUGCGCAACAGCCUGUGCGUGUCCGUGGUGGUGUCCUUGCAGAUGAAGUUGGGUACGGAAAGACCGCAAUCACCCUCGGUCUCAUCGACUCCACCAGGAAGGCCGUCAAAAAGGAAGUUGCCAACGCGAACGCUGCAGGAGACAUGCCUGGCAAGAUUCGAGUUUCUGCGACGCUUGUAGUUGUGCCCGGGCAUUUGACGAAGCAAUGGGCGAACGAGGUCCAAAAAUUUGUUGGCAAUAACACCUUCAAAGUCGUUCUUCUCCAGAACGUGGGUCAUCUCAAUUCGCUCAAGAUCGAAGACGUUCAAGAGGCAGACAUCGUCAUCGUUGCGUCAAGUCUAUUCAAAGGCAUCAACUACUUAGAUAAUCUAGAAGCCUUUGCAGCGGGAGGCUCUCUUCCCAAGAAUGACGGCAGAUACUUCAACACACGGCUAGACGAAUCCCUUGGAUGUCUUCGCGACCAAGUGGACAGGCUUAGAACAGAAGGUUCGCUGGAUGUGAUGGCCGAGAUUCAUGCAGCGCGUAAAAGAGAGGGUAUGGACGUUGACGAGGAUGAAGGAGGCGUGUCUUCUGCCACAUCAGCCAGCACAUCAAAAAAGCGCAAACGAGAGGACAACGCAAAGGAGAAAAAGGAGAAAAAGCCGAAACCCCUGCGCGAAGUCAAGGACCCUUGGAAGUUGCGCGGUUCCGCAAAAAGAAAUUGGUCGGAGAUGCAAGCUCCACCGCUGGAGAUGUUUCACUUCGCGCGCAAAGUUGUUGACGAGUAUACCUACCUCGAAGGCAUUAUCCAUACUCUCAUCACCAAAGUGACUGCAGAUCGCAGCUGGGUCCUCUCCGGUACUCCUCCAAUCCAUGACUUCGGUGCAGUGAAGACCAUUGCAGCAUUCUUGGACGUACAUCUAGGUGUUGACGACGAUGGCGAAGGCCAAUCGGCGCAGAUCAAGAAACGACGUCGGGAGCAAACAGCUGCGGAGAAGUUCCACUCUUUCCGGGAGACGCACAGCUUGGACUGGCAUGCUCAUCGCCAUGAGGUUGGUCAAGCAUUCCUGGAUCGCUUCGUUCGCCAGAAUGUCGCUGAGAUCGACGAAAUUCCUUGGGAAGAGAAAAUCGAGAAGAUCAAUCUUCCAGCAGCAGAGCGUGCAAUCUACCUCGAGCUCGAACACCACCUUCGUGCUCUCGAUAUGACCAUCAAGCGCAGCAAAAAAACCGAGAGUGAUCGUGAAAAGCGACUUGCCCAGUCUCUGGGUGACAGCAAAACUGCGGAGGAAGCACUCCUCAAGCGGUGUUCGCACUUCGAACUCGAAACCUCCGACAAGGAGAAUGCCAUGAAAGCCUGCUCGGUCAUCGUCCAGGAGCGCGAGAAGCAGCUUAAGGAUUGCAAGACAGAGUUCCAGUCAGAACUCAGUGAGGCGCUAAAAAUGGAGAAAAAGAUCGAGAGCGACCUCGCAAAAGCCGGCAUCACCAUCACCAGUGAGGAGACGCUCUUCCGGGAGUUCGUCCGCGUCAACUUCACCGAGGGCACUGGCGACGGCGACGCAACGGCGAUGCUCAAGGAAUUGAUGCUCAAAGUCGGCAUCAAGCCGCCCAUAAACCAAAAUAGGGCCACCAGGAUAAGCGAGAUGAAGGGAAAGCCGAAGGGCAAGGAGGAGGGAAUCCCCAAGAAGAUCUCAGAUAUGAUGUGGGGACUCCGCGAGCACACGCACGUCCUGCGCCGGUUGAACAAGGAGCUUGUCGGGCGCGUGCGGUCGCUGCGCUACUUCACCGCUGUGCGUGAUUUGCAGAAACAGCGCGAGGUCCCGCCUGUCGUGUCUUGCCCCUCGUGCGGACGCAAGGAGGUGCCCGUUGACGACAUCGCCAUCCUGUCGUCUUGUGGUCAUGCUGGCUGUGUGGCAUGCGUCAGGGGGUGUGCUGCCGAGGAGAAGUGCGUCUCUAGCGACACGGGCGAGUGUAAGGCCUUGGCGAGGAUGCUCAACGUCGUCAAGGGUGAUACCCUUGGUGUUGAUGACGAGGAGCGGGACGGGAAGGGCAAGCACUUCGGUCUGAAGCUUGAGAAGAUCAUAAACCUGAUCAAAAAACGAGUGCCCGCUAAGGAGCGCGUACUUCUCUUUGUCCAGUUUCCCGACCUAAUGAAGAAAGUCGCGGAGGCGCUCAAGGCCAACGACAUCGACUUCCUCGAGAUCAAGGGCUCUGCAUCGGCCAAAUCGAAGGCGCUAGAGAAGUUCCAGCAGGCAAAGGGCGAGCGCGUCCUGCUGCUUAAUGUCAUGGACGAAAGCGCCUCCGGCGCGAAUCUGACGUGCGCGAACCAUGCCAUUUUCCUCUCACCGCUACUGGCGACGUCCCAGGAGAUCUAUGAUGCAUGUGAGACGCAGGCGAUAGGGAGGCUGAGGAGGUACGGCCAGUUGAAGCACGUACAUAUAUGGAGAUUCUUGACCAUGGAUACCAUCGACGUGGAGAUUUUCGAGCAGAGAACUGGACAGAAAGUGUAA